Messenger RNA from Cucurbita maxima (winter squash), 2576 nucleotides. RefSeq names its product mitochondrial import inner membrane translocase subunit TIM23-2-like. The coding region runs from base 78 to 650 and encodes 190 amino acids. Gene Ontology annotation, molecular function: transmembrane protein transporter activity. NCBI's taxonomy places the organism in Eukaryota, Viridiplantae, Streptophyta, Magnoliopsida, Cucurbitales, Cucurbitaceae. Gene Ontology annotation, cellular component: mitochondrial inner membrane; TIM23 mitochondrial import inner membrane translocase complex. The record is from RefSeq and is a predicted model, not a curated record. The transcript has a single exon. Gene Ontology annotation, biological process: protein import into mitochondrial matrix.
AUAAAAAUCUCUCUCCCUCUCUCUCUCUGUUGGAGAGAAUUGAGCGCAACCCUAAGCUUAGAACUCAAAUCUCAACUAUGGCGGACCAUUCUUCCAAGCGCGAUACUGAUUCAGGGUUCGAUCAUGGCUCAUCCCAACCGCGUCUUUACAAUCCCUACAAGGAUCUCCAGGUUCCUUAUCGAAAUUUCCAGCUUCCAACCUCCCCGGAGUUUCUUUUCGAUGAAGAAGCUCGCCGCCAGCGUCGAUCUUGGGGCGAGAAUCUCACCUUCUACACGGGUUGCGGUUACCUCGCUGGUGCAGUCGCCGGCGCGUCUACGGGCUUCGUCUCCGGCGUCAAGUCUUUUGAAUCAGGGGAUACGAUGAAACUACGGAUCAAUCGGAUUCUGAACUCGUCUGGUCAUUUAGGGCGUCUUUGGGGGAAUCGUCUCGGCGUGAUUGGGCUGCUAUAUGCUGGUUUGGAGAGCGGGUUUGAAGCUGUGAGGGAUACGGACGAUGUGUGGAACUGUGUUGCUGCGGGACUUGGCACCGGUGCGCUUUAUCGCGCAGCAAGAGGGGUGAGAUCGGCGGCAGUGGCCGGCGCUAUUGGCGGCGUCGUGGUUGGUAUGGCGGUGACGGGUAAGCAGAUGUUGAAGCGGUACGUGCCGAUAUGAUGGGGGAAAAGGAAUUUUAUAUUGCAAUUUUGAUCGAUGAACUUCGUGUUAGAAUGCCAUAGUUUUAUAUGGGAAUCUGUGAUGACAAUGCUGGGGAUUGAAUUGACUAAUAUUCACUUGAUAUUUUCUAUACGAGGUUAACUCGUGCUUCUUCAUUAGCUUCAUUUAGUGAUGUAAUUCGUCGAGUUCUCUGAUAAUGAAUAAUCCUCAAGACUUUAAACUUGUGGUAUGGGAAUGAUUCAUUAUUUCCAUGUCGUUUGAUAAUUUGGAUGUAAGUAAUGAAAUUAUUUGAGGUUUGAUCGGUUUCAAUUAGUAGUAACUUAUUGUUUUGCUGCUUAACCAAUACAUAAUUUUCUAGUUUGAGUACAGAAGAGAGAUCCAUGUUUGAUGCUUUCAUGGCUGGAGGGAGUUCAAAAGUUCUGUGAUUCCGUGCUCGAUGCUUGUCAAUCAUGGUAAAGUUUGUAGAAAAUUAGAAUGACCCUUUUGAGCCUAGGAUAUUGGAUAGUCUUAUUCAUGGUUUGAAGAAUGAAUUCAACUUUUAUUUCUUGUCUGUUCAUGCUCUAUUGAUGUUGGUGUAUGAGACUAUCUGGGGUCAUAAUUUUACCUUGCUGAUCAUCCUUGAUUUAAGAAUUCCAAUUCUGCCGUAGAAAUUUUUUUACCUUCAUGUUCUUAGAAAUUGUUUGAUCAUUGUCGUUGAAGUGGGCGAUAGGUGUUCUUACGAUGAGAUAUUAAAAGGGAAUUUGGUUCCCUUUGGAGAAGUUAGGCUUAAUGUUGAUUUUCUAUAUGGGAGAGAAAAAACGAGGAAGGUUGAUUUGAAGCAUGUUAAUUAUAAAUGUGUAACAGCCCAAGUCCACUGCGGCUUGUUACGUAUUGCCGUUAGCAUCAUAGUUUUAAAAUGUGUCUACUAGGGAGAGGUUUUUACACUCUUAUAAGGAAUGCUUUGUUCCCUUCUUCAACCGAUGUGGUAUCUCACAAAAUGAAAUUGUAUCUAUUCAGGGCUUGUUCGGAAUAACUUUCUUAGUGCUUGAAAUGAAGUUGGUCAGUUGCAAAUGAGUUGUUAUCUUUACUGUGUCUUGCUAUCUUGAUAAAUGGCCGUUCCGAAAUGAUACUGUACGAUGAUUGAACUGGGAAAAUUGAAAGAUAGGAUAGAUAUGCUCUAAAUUUCUCUAUGCACUACCCUUGAUUGUUAUUUGAGAGAAGGUUGUUACUUGGGACGAUGGAACAAAUCUGGGAACGUCGAUCUACAUCGGUUCUAGAUCCUCAACGUCCUUUGAAUGCUUUCAGCCAUCGGAGCGCCACAUGCUAAAGCAGCAGCUGCAUUGCUUUUGUAGUUUCGCAUCUCUAUAAUUUCAUCAUGUUGAACUGCUUUCAUUUUAGCAACCUUCUAACCAUAACUAUUAGAGCUUCAGUUACAGGCAUUAAAACAACUUACAGGUCCUCCCAUAUUUUUGGCACAUUCUUUGGCUUUUGCAUCAUCUGCUUGGCUUCAUCAACCUGCAAAAUUUAUCAGAGUAAGCUAGAACAUUCUUCUCCAAGGCAGUAUCUAAUGCAAGACCGGUCGAUAAGCUAAGAGUUGUAGGAAGGCAACUCAGUCCAUUUGAAUUUUGUUUCACCUACGCCCUCCCGUGCACAUGCCUUAGGUGGGGCCGAUCCCGCAAUUAAGAUAGUUGCGCCAGAGGUCGCGCAGUAGCUUCCCGAGGAGCCUCUUGCGGAUCAUUAGGUUUGCUCGAUUGGGCUCAACCUCAGUCUUGAGUGAAGCUAUGUUUCAACCUGAUGAUAGGUAAUGACUUCUCUCUUCAUAAAUCUCCAAUAAAAUCAAUCUUAAAUGCAUUUCCUUUCCAUUGAUUCUUCUGCUCUUCAAAUCAAUCUUAGAAGACUGCAGCAUUUACAAGAUCGUUUAAAGAAAAUAAUGGUGAUAUUUUUGUA